GUCGCCCUCUUCUACCUUUCUCGUCGAUCAAUGACUAGCGUAGUAGCCGGAUCGACGGAAAUUCGCGUUUCCGUCGCGGAUUGACGUUCUUUUCCAGAAAGAUGGCUCCGAAACCGAAGCCCACGGAGAAGGCAGGUAAGCCUGCAGAGAAAAAGACAGAGAAGAAGGCUGAAAAAAAACCGGCCACAGCAGCGGCGUCUACCUCAAAGGUGACAAAACCUGCGGCCAAGCCUGCAGCUGCGAAAAAACCAGCGGCUACCAAACCAGCAGCCGCCGCUAAACCGGCCGCCAAGCCAGCGGCGAAGCCUGUGCUUAAGCUUGCAAGCAAGCCAUUGAUCAGCAAACCCAAGAAAAAUGUUCAGGCUGCCAAGAAGACGCCGAAGGGAGGAAAGCCAGCAGCUCCACUGCAAAAGGCUCUUAAGGCCCAGAAGAAGAUCUUGAAGGGAGUCCAUGGUUCCAGAGUACGGAAGAUCAGAACGUCCGUUCACUUCCACAGACCCAAGACUUUCAGGCCACCGAGAAAUCCCAAAUAUCCGCGCAAAUCUGUGCCGAAUAGAAAUCGCAUGGACGCAUUCAACAUCAUAAAGUUCCCAUUGACGACAGAAGCGGCGAUGAAGAAGAUCGAGGACAACAACACUCUAGUCUUUAUCGUGCACACUCACGCCAACAAGUACCACAUCAAGGCAUCGAUUAAGAAACUUUAUGACGUUGAUGUAGCGAAGGUGAACACUUUGAUCAGGCCAGACGGCAAAAAGAAGGCUUAUGUGCGUCUGACACGCGAUUACGACGCGCUCGACGUUGCUAACAAGAUUGGCAUCAUAUAAUUUCUAUUUCACUUUUUGUUUAGAAAUAAAAUUAAUACGUCUUGUACCGAUAUAAUAAAAAGAUAUCGAUGCAGACAGA
Molecule: messenger RNA, 903 nt
Organism: Monomorium pharaonis (pharaoh ant)
Lineage: Eukaryota; Metazoa; Arthropoda; Insecta; Hymenoptera; Formicidae
Gene: RpL23A
Product: 60S ribosomal protein L23a
Exons: 4
Coding region: 102-824 (240 amino acids)
Biological process (GO): translation; ribosomal large subunit assembly
Cellular component (GO): cytosolic large ribosomal subunit; ribosome
Molecular function (GO): rRNA binding; structural constituent of ribosome
Source: RefSeq, a predicted model, not a curated record